UGUAGUAUAAUGUGGAUAUAAAAAAAACUUCGACUUGCCAAUAUAUUGGCAAUUUGCAUUUGCAAAUCAGAAGACAUUAAGUCAAAAAUUGAAAAAUGUCAUCAUCGUCUUUUUCGGAUAAUGGUCAGGUCAUACUCAACGAAGCUCAAGUUUUGGCCACUUUGGCCGUAAGUUAUGAUAAACAAAAAGAUCUUGAAGCUGCCAUUUAUUUCUAUAAUGAAGCCGCCAAAAUCCUUAAAAAAUAUGUCAAUCUUGAAAACGUCGACGCGAAUGAAGAAAUAGAGAAAAAAAUUUCUGAUUACGAAAAACGAUAUGAUCUGUUACGAGAAAAACAAAACCAAAUUUUGGAUAAUGAGCUUAAAAAUCUCACAAUCAAAGAUGAAUCGGAUUGUAGUGUACAGCGAUUGGAAUUUUUACUUAAAGAAGCUUUGAACGAAGAUGAAGAAGGUGAUACUGAUGAAGCAUUACCAUUAUAUUUGAUGGCAGUCGAAACUGGUCUCAAAGCGAAAAAAGAGAUUCAAGAUCCGAGAUUGAGUGAACGACUUACGUUGAUCAUUACUCAAGCGUUGGAACGUGCCGAAGCAAUCAAAGGUAUAAACAUCAAGAAAAAAGAAUUCGUAGGAUUGGAAAAGAAAUUAGAUAAAAGCCUAUCGAUUGAUGAAGAAUCCAUGGUUUCAAUUUCGAAAAGUGGACACAUAGUCAGUGGACAUGACUCUUAUACCAAGCAAGAGAUUAAAGUAUUACGAAAAAGUUCAAACAUCAAUGGAAUCGAUUAUGUUCCAUUCCUUGCUCAAUUAGAUUUAAAAGAACGAUUUAGCACACUUUCGCAGUUUGAAGAUCCGAAUGGCUUAUUAAAACUUUCAUCGAAACAAAAGGCGAAUUUUGUAGGUUUUAGACGACUUUCGGAAAUUGCUGAAAAUCCGGUCAUAUUUUCCAAUUCUAAACAUAUUGAUUGUUUCGCCAUCAAACAGACAAUUGUGACUGAUUGUUCUUUUAUCGCUUCAUUGACUGUCGCAGCUCUUUAUGAAAGAAGAUUUGGAAAGAAAUUAAUUUCAUGUAUAAUCUUCCCACAGAAUAGACAUGGAGAACCGGUAUAUAAUCCUUGCGGUAAAUAUAUGAUCAUUUUGCAUAUAAAUGGCAUUCUACGUAAAGUCAUAAUCGAUGAUCGGUUACCGAUGGGUCAUUACGGACAAUUAAUGUGCUCAUAUUCUCAGAAUAAAAAUGAAUUCUGGAUAUCGUUAUUGGAAAAGGCAUACAUGAAAGUAAUGGGCGGUUAUGAUUUUCCGGGUAGCAAUUCGAAUAUUGAUCUUCACGCAUUGACCGGAUGGAUUCCGGAACGUAUGUCAUUAUCAGAAUGCAAUAAGGAAAAUUUUUUCAGUCUCAUCUCUCGACGUUAUAAUGCUGGCGAAGCAUUGGUUACAUUUGCCACUGGUGAUAUUUCCGAUUUCGAAAGCGAACGUACCGGAUUAGUAUCAACGCAUGCAUAUGCUAUGCUUGAUGUUAAAAGUGUUAAUGAUCAACGGUUGUUCCUAUUGAAAAAUCCAUGGAGCCAUGUACGAUGGAAAGGAAAAUUCUCCGAACGUGAUUUGGGCAGUUGGACUACUGAAAUGAAAAGAGUAUUAAAUUACGAUCCAAGUAGUGCAAAAAAUUUCGACAAUGGAGUAUUCUGGAUCGAUAUUGAUUCUUUAUUUAAAUUUUUUGAUGUUUGUUAUCUAAGUUGGAAUCCGGCCCUUUUCAAAUAUGUUUACUGUACUCACGACAUUUGGAAUGCCGGUGUUGGUCCGGCCAAAGAUUUAUAUUACAUGGGUGAUAAUCCUCAAUACUCAUUGAAGAUCAAAAAUGCGGAUAGUUCAACGUGGAUCGUAUUGACCAGGCAUAUUAUGGAUAGAGAUGAUUUUGCCAAUAACAAAGAGUAUAUUGCUCUUUUGGUCUAUAAGAAUAAUGGCGAAAAAGUCAUAUUGCCUUUCGAACCAAAGCCCUAUAUUGAUGGUGCUCGAAUUAAUUCACCUCAUUAUUUGUGUAAGAUUAUUGUUGGUAAAGAUAAUUCAGAACUUCGUUAUACGUUAGUUAUCUCGCAAUAUGAAAAAUCUUCCACCAUUUUAUACAGUCUUCGUGCCUAUUCAACUUCGCCAUUCUCUUUGAAAAAAAUACCAAACAUUUAUCUUUAUAAAGAAAAAGAGAAAAACGGUAAAUGGACAGCGGAAACGGCCGGUGGUUGUCCAAAUAAUCCAGCUACCUACCAUAAUAAUCCUGUCUAUCAGUUUUUACUUGAUGGUAGUUCACGAGACGAUGAUAAUGAAGUGAUGAUCGAAUUAAGAGGUCCUAAAGCAUAUGCAGUCGGUUUGGAAGUCGUAACAGUAUCAGUAAUGAAUCCAAAUUCGCCUAAUUAUUUUCAACGUAAACAUACUGGAUCAUUUCGUUCUGGUUGUACCUAUCUAAGACUGAAAUCGAUACCAACGGGUACCUAUCAAAUCAUACCUUCGACUUUUCUUCCUGGGCAAGUUGGCCCAUUUUUUCUUUAUGUACACUCUACUCAUAGAGUUAAACUUACUAAAAUCAAGUGAUAAUUAAAAAUUAUUUUAAAAAUUAA
Dermatophagoides farinae (American house dust mite) is the source of this 2590-nucleotide messenger RNA. Its product is annotated as calpain-7. NCBI's taxonomy places the organism in Eukaryota, Metazoa, Arthropoda, Arachnida, Sarcoptiformes, Pyroglyphidae. Gene Ontology annotation, molecular function: calcium-dependent cysteine-type endopeptidase activity. Gene Ontology annotation, biological process: proteolysis. The record is from RefSeq and is a predicted model, not a curated record.